AUGGCGACGGUGGCUGCUUCCAUUUCGGGUUGCCUCUCUUCAUCCCAAUCCUUCGUCCUGCACGAGCUUAGAGGUAUGGCACUCAACAUCCUCCACUCAUUUAUGAUACUUUUAUGUGGGUCUAAGUAUUAGGUUUCCGGAUAACUUUUCUGGGAUUUUUAACCUAUAUCGCCUCUUCUUCUGCUCGCAAUAGCAGGGGCUCAGAUCGGAUCCGGGAGGCCGGCAGAGGUUUCCGCGGUGAUCACCGGCCGGAGAAGGCCACUGGUUCGAUUGAUGGAAGGGGUGGGGCCGAGGAGAGGGAGAGGCUCGGUGGCCCCGCGGGCGGCCCUUUCUUCGUCAGUUGCUGGAGAGGCGGCGGGAUUUGCGGAGAAAGCAGCGACAAAGCUGGAAGAGGUGGAUUUCGAAAAGCUCGCCGAGGAACUGGAGGCGGCCUCUCCGCUGGUGAUCAUCGACAAGGCGCUGGAUUUGUUUGGAAACGACAUCGCCAUCGCAUUCAGGUAACCAAGAUUAGAGGACUGACGCGCGAAGGAGCGGUAUAUAUUUCGACAUUAAAGAUACUAAUCGAAUUGAUUUAACCGAUAAAUCUUUUGGGCAAGCAUGAGAUGAACGAAUUUUACUAUAGAUGAGCGAGUUUUAUAUUUAAUAAAAGUAGCGAAGAGAGAAAAGAACUGGCGUGAAGUGUGAGCUUCCGUUUGGUUAAUCGGGAGUUCUUCUCGGUUUUCAGCGGCGCAGAGGAUGUGGCGCUGAUCGAGUAUGCCUGGUUAACGGGGCGGCCCUUCCGCGUGUUCAGUCUCGACACAGGCCGGUUGAACCCGGAGACGUACCAGUUCUUCGACGCCGUGGAGAAGCACUACAACAUCCGCAUAGAGUACGUGUUCCCUGAAGCGGUGGAAGUCCAGGGCCUCGUGAGGAACAAGGGCCUGUUCUCCUUCUACGAGGACGGCCACGAAGAAUGCUGCCGAGUGAGGAAGGUGAGGCCUCUGAGGAAGGCUCUCAAGGGCCUCCGGGCCUGGAUCACGGGCCAGAGGAAGGAUCAGUCUCCAGGCACCAGAGCCAGCAUACCCGUAGUUCAGGUGAUGUCGAAACCUCCUCGGACUUGCUCAAAUUCUGUCGGAACUACUGCGGAUGAUAGAAGACAUAAGUUCUCUUCUGGGCAUGCAGGUCGAUCCCUCCUUCGAAGGGGUAGACGGUGGGGCUGGGAGUUUGAUCAAGUGGAAUCCAGUGGCUAACGUUCAAGGCGGAGAUAUUUGGAAUCUACUACGCAUCAUGAAUGUUCCAGUCAACUCUCUCCACUCGCAGGUAAUUUUCAAGCAGAGUUUCGUCAGGUUUUUAGUAGCACGGAUGCAUUGAAAUUCAUAGGAAAUCGGUUUUAAAUCAAAUUGACCUCGAUUUAUUGAAAGUAAUACUUGCUAUUACAAUCCGACAUUGCUAGAGACGAUGUGAUCGGUCUGAUUAAACUAUAUGCCCAUACUUCAGAUCACUCUCGUUGCUUCUUACACUAAAAACAUUCGUACUGUAUAGCUUCCUGGUGACCGAUAUGCUAUUGUUUUUGCGGUUUUGCGGGGGUACUCCAGGGGUACGUGUCGAUUGGCUGUGAACCCUGCACCAGGCCCGUACUUCCCUGGCAGCACGAGAGGGAAGGGAGAUGGUGGUGGGAGGAUGCCAAGUCGAAGGAGUGUGGUCUCCACAAGGGCAACAUAAGCGAGGAUGAGGCGACGCCAAAGACAGGUAACGGGGCCGGUCCGGCCGCCGCAGAUCUCUUCGAUGCGCCGGGCAUUGUGAACCUUAGCAGGCCCGGGAUAGAGAACUUGCUCAAGAUUGGGGGAAGGAAGGAGCCAUGGAUUGUUGUGCUGUACGCGCCCUGGUGCAGCUUCUGCCAAGUAAGAGCCUUCCAUCCUUGUCAUCUGAGCUUCCGAUUUUUCUGCAGAGAUUCUUAAUCGAUAUCUUCUUCCUUGUUGCGGAUCAGGAAAUGGAGGGUUCUUACGUAGAGCUGGCGCAGAAGCUGGCUGGUUCAGGCAUCAAGGUGGCCAAAUUCAGGGCAGACGGUGACCGGAAGCAGUUCGCGGAUCGGGAAUUGCAGCUGGGUAGCUUCCCCACGAUCCUCUUUUUCCCCAAGCACACGGCGAGGCCCGUCAAGUACCCCACCGAGAAGAGAGGCUUGGAUUCGCUGUUAGCUUUCGUGAAUGCCCUCAGUUGA
This is a messenger RNA of Spirodela intermedia, 2197 nucleotides long. Lineage: Eukaryota; Viridiplantae; Streptophyta; Magnoliopsida; Alismatales; Araceae. The record is from the annotation of a GenBank genome assembly.